AUGUCAGUGCUACCGGAAGAUCCAUUGGAACCCUACUAUUUCGAGCAUGAGGAUCAAGAGAUCUGCGGAAAGUUGGUUACUCCAAUAACAGAUAGUUAUCGAGAGGAUUAUCCCACUGUUGUGGACCGCUUUUUCACUAGAUAUUACUAUUUUAAGGGUGACGUUCCCUACCAAGUGCUCUACCACUCCAAUCGCAUUUGCUUGAUUUGCCUGGCUGCCGAUCAUCCAGCUUUAAGUCAGGGCAUCUCCUCAGUAAACUUUGAUAUAGGAAAUGUAGAUCGCAGCCAGAAUGUGGUCAAAGGCAAGGGUAAGAAGGGAGGAAUGAUCCUCCAGGCUGAGUCCACUCUGGCAUUGCUUACCACGGACAAUGGAGAUACUUACAAGGUGCCCAGCUGUAUUCGUGGAAAACUUGUAGAGGUGAACACCGCUCUGGUGGAGGAGCCAAAGCUUCUGGAGCACCUUCCAGAGGGAGCCGGCUACUUCGCUAUCCUCCUUCCAAAAAUCGAAAACUGCGAUGCGAUCAAGGCAAGUCUUCUAACCCAGGAACAAUACGAUGAGCGUAUAAGGUUGAGAAAAGAAGUGCAGCAUAAAAAUGGAACCAGUGGUAGCAUUCAAGACUCUCCCCAGAUCGUGGAAAAGGAGCUGGGAACGUGAUUCUCAUUCAGGUUUUCUGUUCACCUUGUCUUUAUACUCUGUUAAACACUAAUCAUUUGAGGCACAUGAGGUUAUGAGUGUACCAAUUAAACUUUUGACAUUAAAAAAAAUAUUUUCCAA
Messenger RNA from Drosophila eugracilis, 774 nucleotides. Its product is annotated as protein Abitram. Gene Ontology annotation, cellular component: dendrite; nucleus; filopodium tip. Gene Ontology annotation, biological process: regulation of filopodium assembly; regulation of actin filament polymerization; dendrite morphogenesis. The coding region runs from base 1 to 654 and encodes 217 amino acids. The transcript has a single exon. NCBI's taxonomy places the organism in Eukaryota, Metazoa, Arthropoda, Insecta, Diptera, Drosophilidae. Gene Ontology annotation, molecular function: actin monomer binding; actin filament binding. The record is from RefSeq and is a predicted model, not a curated record.